AUGCAAGCGAUAGCCAAAAAUUACGUUUAUUGGCCGUCGCUGGACGAUGAUAUUACCUCAUACGUAAAAGAUUGUAAGCAUUGCGCGACGGUGGCGAAAUCUCCUAUGCAUUCAGCACCGAUUCCGUGGCCCAAGCCAGUUGGGCCGUGGAAGCGUAUACACGUGGACUUUGCAGGCCCAAUUGAAGCUGAUUAUUUCUUGCUAGCUGUGGACGCAUUUUCCAAGUGGCCAGAAGUGAUUCGUACUCGCCGUAUUACGUCAGCAGCAACGAUUGCAAUCCUGCGGAAUAUCUUCGCUCGUUUUGGUAUGCCGGAGACGCUCGUUAGUGACAACGGGACACAGUUCACGAGUGUCGAGUUCCAGAAUUUUUGCGUUGGCAAUGGUAUCCAGCAUAUAUCCACAGCACCGUUCCACCCACAAUCAAACGGCCAGGUGGAGCGUUUCGUGGACACCUUCAAGCGUGCAGUACGAAAAAUAAGCGAAGGGAAGAGCUGGAGUAACAUCGAUGAAGCUUUGGAGAUAUUUCUCUUAACGUAUCGUACCACACCGAAUCGGCAGGUUCAAAGCGAUAUGUCACCAGCCGAGGUUGCAAUAUUCGAACUAAUUUAG
Messenger RNA from Wyeomyia smithii (pitcher-plant mosquito), 609 nucleotides. RefSeq lists its product as uncharacterized. The record is from RefSeq and is a predicted model, not a curated record. The transcript has a single exon. Gene Ontology annotation, molecular function: nucleic acid binding. Bases 1 to 609 code for a protein of 202 amino acids. Lineage: Eukaryota; Metazoa; Arthropoda; Insecta; Diptera; Culicidae. Gene Ontology annotation, biological process: DNA integration.